Malania oleifera is the source of this 861-nucleotide messenger RNA. RefSeq lists its product as uncharacterized. The transcript has 3 exons. The record is from RefSeq and is a predicted model, not a curated record. The coding region runs from base 108 to 620 and encodes 170 amino acids. Lineage: Eukaryota; Viridiplantae; Streptophyta; Magnoliopsida; Santalales; Ximeniaceae.
UCACUCGAUUUGCCACAAAUUUCAUUGCUUUGGAGACUAUUGUCAGGCAUAAACAAGCACUAAGGGAAAUGUUUACAUCUGAUGCUUAGAAAAACUCAAGGUUUGGAAUGGCAAAAUCAGGCCCAGCAUAUGAUUCAAAGAAAAUUAUCUUAGGCAAAGAGUUUUGGCAAAAGGCCUCUGAUAUAAUUAAAGUGCAAGAACCCUUGGUGAAAGUUCUUAAAUUGGUUGAUGGUGAUGAAAAACCAACCAUGGGCUUCAUAUACGAGGCAAUUGAUAGGGCGAAGUUGGCCAUUCAAAAAGAUUGCCGGUUUUACAAAGACUAUUGGAAAAUUAUUGACAACCGGUGGAGUUUUCAGUUGCACCAAGAUUUGCACGCUGCUGGGUAUUUUUUGAACCCACAAUUUCUUUAUGGUGCCCCACCCUCUCCUGAAGUUGCUAGAGAAGUCAUGGAUGGAGUUAAAAAAGUGAUAACCAAGUUGGUACCCGAUAUAGAUACUCAAAUUCGGGCUAUUAAUCAAUUGUUGCUAUAUCGAGAUAGGCAAGAGACUUUUGGAACCCCGUUGGCUCAAAGGGCAGUAAAACAAACAAAUCCUGGUAAAUAUGGCUAUAUAGCUAAAUAAUAGAGAAUUACUCUAUUUUCUCUCUUUGUGUUCAAAUUUGACUUUUGAAAUACGCUAUACUAACAUAAAACUCUUUUUAAUUAUUCAUGCAGCUGAAUGGUGGAUUCAUUAUGGCUUGUGUGCUCCUGAGCUCCAAAGAAUAGCAAUUAGAGUUCUUAGCCAGACCACAUCAGCUUCGAACUGUGAGCGUAAUUGGAGCACCUUUAGCCUCAUCCAUACGAAAACAAGAAAUAGAUUAAAG